Molecule: messenger RNA, 1429 nt
Organism: Cuscuta epithymum
Lineage: Eukaryota; Viridiplantae; Streptophyta; Magnoliopsida; Solanales; Convolvulaceae
Source: the annotation of a GenBank genome assembly
CUUGAUCUAAUCAUCCCAAUUGUUGCUAUGAGCAUGAUUACGUACUCCUAAUUCUAUACCCAUAUAAUAUAUAAAGGAAAAGGCUAGUAAGUGUAAUUGUAUCACUCCAAUAACCAAUGGUAUAGUGAGAUAUAGUUUACAAAAAUGGCAGCGUUAAGAGUGUGUUGCAUAAUUUUUGUGACUCUGUUAAGCUUAGCAAUAAGCUGCUCUACUCAUAAAGUUAAACCCCAUCCAAAAGCAAGAGAAUUGGUUGAAAGAUCAAAAUCAACUAUUCAUCAUGACCACCAUUCUUUGAAACACGCUCAUGGUAAAUCAAAGGAAAGUGGCAUCCAGGGAGAUGAAGAACUUCACGCCGCCCAUACCCUUGGAGGUUGGGGCGGGGGAGGAGGUGGAGGAGGCGGCCCUACUACCCCUAGUGUUGGUGGUGCUCCUAGUUCCGGUAGUUGGGGGUGGCGGUGGAGGAGGAGGAGGUGGUGGACCUACUAAUAACCCUGGUUUGGGUGGGGCUCCUAGUUCGGGUAGUUGGGGUUGGGGUGGUGGUGGGGGAGGAGGUGGUGGCCCUACUAACCCUGGUGUUGGUGGUGCUCCUAGUUCAGGCGGUUGGGGUUGGGGUGGUGGCGGAGGAGGAGGUAGUAGCCCUACAUACGGUCCAGGUGUUAGUGGAGGAGGCGGUGGUGGAGGGGGAGGCAUUGGAGGUGGGAGUGACGGAAGUCUCCCCACUUAUGGUCCUGGUAUAGGUGGAGGGGGAGGAGGAGGUGGAGGAGGCCCCGAUUAUGGUCCUGGUAUUGGUGGAGGCGGGGGGUGGAGGUGGAAGCGGUCCUAGUUAUGGUCAUGGUAUAGGCGGUGGUGAUAUUCCAGAUUAUGGUUCAGGUGGAGGCGGUGGAGGCGGAGGUGGAAGUGGCAUUGGUGGUGUUGGAGAAGGAAACAUUCCAAGUUACGGUUCUGGAUCAGGCGGAGGCGGAGGAGGUGAUGGAGGAGUGGAUGGUCAAACGAGGAGUGGCGACAUCGGCAACGACUGGGGAUGGGGUUGGGGUGGGAGUGGUCAUCAUCACCAUCCCAUGGGACUCCCAUUAUUCCCUUUUGGAUCUCUACCUUUUGAGUGCCAACAUAUCAAAUGUGUUGGCCCUAAUUGUCCCAAAUAUCAUAUGCACAUGCACUACCACAACGGUGUGAAGCCAUAACUUGCGGACUUCUUCAUGACACCCAACCAGCCAGGCCACCUCAAACCCCUAAACCGUGGCAUGUCCAAUACGAUGUAUGUUUUAUGUAGCUGUUAAUCAAACAUCAAGCUAGCUUAUACAAAGAAAAUGAUCGUAUGUAUAAUGAUAAUCAUAUAACAAAACACAAUAUUUAGUGAUGGUAAAGUGAGACCAAACUAAUACUAUGAUACUCCAUGCAUUACGGUUGUAUCACUAGUCUCAGGUGAUUA